Messenger RNA from Aspergillus nidulans FGSC A4, 1940 nucleotides. RefSeq lists its product as uncharacterized. The record is from RefSeq and is a predicted model, not a curated record. Lineage: Eukaryota; Fungi; Ascomycota; Eurotiomycetes; Eurotiales; Aspergillaceae. Bases 799 to 1725 code for a protein of 308 amino acids. The transcript has 4 exons.
AUCCACGAUGAACUGAUCGAAGUUAGUGCCUUACUGCCUGAAGGGCUCCUGCCGUGACCGGAAUCGUCAUCCACCACUACCAGUGCCAGGCUGAGGCAGGUGCAUUCGGCCAUCCAUAGGUAACAAGUUACUCACACACUGCAGUGUUCUAGAACCUCGCUCGACAUUCACGUCCAUUAUCAUUCAAUCUCGCUCCCAAGGUUGUCACUCGCUUCUCUAUUUAAAUUCGCUAUUUGCUCCAUACUCCCCACGCUCUCUUUCACAUCAGGUAUAUUCCCCGCUGUGUCGUAUAGUUACUCGGGGACCCUUACUGCGUCGUGCUUAGCACACUCUCAUUAUCGUCUUUCUCGGUCACUAAUCCUCCGAGCGAAUUCCAUCAGCUGUGGUGCAAGACGAAUAAUCCCGCAAAGCCUACGUCAGGAAACAUAUCCAGCCCUUGCACGACUGAGAGAAACAAUAACAGAGGCAAAACAGUUGAAAGCUUAUCACCUCUUUAUCGCCCCGUGAACAUACGCCUUGCUGUACAUAUUUGCCUGCCACUGGCUGUCGUUGCAAUUUUCCCGCAUCCGUUCUCAUCGGCGUUUUCCCUAGUCCAUCAUCAAGCACAAAAUAAUUCCCUGGUCUGCGGUGAUACAUUGGGCGAUCGAACCUACUGCUGGAAAUCCCUCAUAGUACGGAAAGUACAUACUGGGGUCCUCAGGGGGACACCGUGCUCCACCUUGCACAUCACCGGGCGAUUGAUCCAGAUCAAUCAGCCGGCCAAGGAUCUGAAACUAUACAAAGACCCUCACCGCCACCAUGACUCAAAGCCACGCUCUUUCCCAACAUCGUCGUUCCUCUUCGGGAUCGAGCUCGUCCAAGUCCAGGACGUCGAAGCCUUCAUCAUAUAGGAAAGGCGUAUCACACUCUAUUGCGAAGUUGGGGUCUGGUCAAGUGCGUCAGACAAUUGAACCAGACGGCAACUGGACGCCCGAAAUGGCGCCUUUUCUCAACUAUUGUGGCAUGUGUGAGAAGCAGAUCACUGUGCCUGACGACCGCCUUCUCUAUUGCAGUGAAAGCUGCCGCCGCAAAGACACCAAGAAGCCUCUCUCCGCCUCUUUCUCCUCCGCCUCACCUCUACCGACAUACAGUCCCUGCCCUCCACGAGUGGGUACUCCUGACAUCGUGAAGCCGUUAACACCUACGAAAGCACCCAUCAUGGCCUCUCAACCCGUUCGAAUACCCACCGACAUGCACGAGGUCAAGUCAGAUAUUGACCCAACCGAAUGGAAGCCCGUAAUACCCACGGACGACCAUGCUUCGAGCAUUAUGGCUUCGGAUGCCUGGAAGUACCUGUCAAAAUUCCACGGCGACGAGUCUGUACUUCCCAUACGCCGUGCAAAGGGCCGUAACACGAGCUCAACUAGUCUGUCGACUCUUCCUUCAUUAAGCAAUACUCCGUCGACGCCAUCUUCUGUGAGCAGCGUAGCGUCGGACUACAUGAGUCACAUGUACGAGUCUGCUCAUCGUCCUCUGCCUCCUCGCCAUAAACCCUGCUUCUCUGGUAGCGGCAGUGUCACCAAAGGCGUGGAUUUAGUGGUUCCCCACAUCUCAGUUAUCCCCGACUCGCCAAUGGACACAGCCAGCACCGGAUCUAUCGUCCCUGCUGGCGGCGGUCCCUGGAAGACAAAAGUUGGAGCUAUUCCGGCCAUCAAGGUGCUUGAGGGAACUGGGAAUAUGCACUGACCUACUCUGCAGUGCAGAAUGUAGGGGUGCUCCGUGGAAAUGAUCGGGGCCAAAUGUUCUAAAUAUCAUUAUCUUCAUCCACCCUGGAGUAUGGGCGGUAUAUAGAAUUAAGCGCGGAAAGGGACAUGGCUCGAUGAAUAAUGAUCUGGACCGUUGUCUCUUCUUUACUUUUCAGAUACCACUAGAUAACACUAAAAUAGAGUGUUGACCCCAAU